AGGAAAUGCUGCUUUUUGAAACGUACCAGACUGAGCUCUGGAACAAUUUUUAGUUUCCAGGGGUUCAGUCUGGAUGAGAAGGAAGAUCUUUGUUUGGUGCUUCAGUGAGGUGGCAGUGAUGGAAUGAGCCAAGGACGAUGGGGUCUCGGAUCAAGGAAAAUCCACAGAAAAUAUUUGAUCUGUUUUUUGAAGUUGCUCGUCCAUCACUUGCAGAUGAUGAUCCUAAAGUCGGUAGACAAUUCCCGCUGGACUUUGAUGACCAGGAAUCAAUCCAGAUGCUGCCCAAGUUCUGCUUCCCCUUUGAUAUAAAGAGGGCUAAGGAGUGCCCCACAGUCCAGCACUUCACCUUUGCCCUCACCGACAUGGAGGGGAAGCAGCGCUUUGGUUUCUGCCGGCUGGCCGUCGGCUUCCGAACCUGCCUGUGCCUUCUCAGUUACUUACCUUGGUUUGAAGUCUUCUACAAGAUCCUGAACUACAUUGCGGAAAACAUAGCCAAAAAUCAGUUCACAGAGCUGGACGAGUUCUUAUCUGCACUGUAUCUCCACCCUGUGCCUAGCCUCUGCAGCCCCAUCACCCUUGAAUUUGACCCAAAAGCAUCUAAACUGAAAAUUUCUACUGAGACAGAUCUGAACAGGCAAAACAAAAAUAGGGAUCUGGACCCUGGGACAGCAUUGGUUUAUUUCAUUGCCCCUGAUCCUGGCAAACUGCCCACCAUCCCUGACAACAGAAACCUGACUGAGUUUGUUGUGGCGGUGGACGUGAAUAACAUGCUACACCUCUACGCAAGCCUCCUCCAUGAGCGGCGGAUCCUGCUCACCAGCAGCAAGCUCAGCACGCUGACAGCCUGCAUCCAGGCCUCCUCCUCCAUGUUGUAUCCUAUGUACUGGCAGCACAUCUUUAUCCCUGCACUGCCACCACACCUCCUUGACUACUGCUGUGCCCCUAUGCCCUAUCUCAUUGGAGUCCACACAAGCCUUAUGGAGAGCGUGAGGAGCAAAGCCCUGGAAGAUGUCGUCAUUCUUAGCAUUGAUAGCAACACAAUGGAAUCACCCUUCCAAGACCUGGAAAAUCUCCCAAGUGAUGUUGUCUCCCUACUGAAAUUCCAGCUUAAGAAGCAAUCUGCAACCACUGGGGAUGGAGUUGCACGAGCCUUCCUCAGGGCCCAGGCACUUCUCUUUGGCAGCUAUCGUGAGGGACUCGUUUGUAGUCCGGGAAAGGACAUAUCCUUUUGCCAGGAGAGCUUCCUAGAGCAGGGAUCCGGUGCGAUGCAGGACUUCCUCCAGCGGGCCGUGCACCUGCAGCUCUUCAAGGAGUUCAUCAAUGACCGUCUGGAGAAGCUAAAUGCAGAAGAGGACUUUUCUGAUCUCUUUGAGCAAGAGAUCAACAGCAGCUUGUCCCCAGGUAGUAUGCACUCUUAUCAGCUGUGGGUGGAGAGCCUCAAGAAAAGUGGAGGAGCCCUGAUAAGUACUAUGAAGAAUAAGGCCAAUCCAGCUGUCAAGAGUGCAUACAAAUAUGCCAAAGGUCAUGCCAAAAUCAGGCUGAAAAACAUGCGGAGCCGCCUAAAGGAUUCAGCUCUACACCAGUACAGAGAGCAGGAACAUUCCCUGAAUUACAGUCAGAUCUCCAGUCCCAUCCUGCCUACCAGAAAUAAACAGUCUGAGAACCUACAAAGGCGAUUGCCCAUCACCCAGCACUUCGGGAAGUCUCGCCCCAGGCGACCACCAAGACCGAGCAGUGGGACAGAACUGGAGGCUCAAAGGGAUGUUUCUACCCCCUUCACACCACCUUCCCUGGACUCCUCUCUGGAACGUGAGAGAGGUGAAAGUUACAUGAAUGCAGAGAAGUUUGACCUCUUAGGUGAAAUUUUUGAGACACUAAACCUGUUGGAGUCAAACCAAGCUCAACAGCCUCUCUACGGGACCCGCAGCUUGGAUUUCAGUAACCUUGAAGAGGAGAACUUCUAUAUGAAGCUGAGACCCAGUGGAGACGCCCUCUACGAAGCCCUGUGUGAAGAACAGGGUGAUGCUGAUGACCCUCUAUCUGAGGAUACAGUGUUCCUGGGCUACCUGGAUGAAAAGAACAUGUCAAGCACUUCGCUGUUGUCUGCCAGAGCUGCAAGCACAAGUAAUGAGAUGUGGGACCACAGUCCCCCUGAGCUGCAAGGUAGUCCUGGUCCUGACACCCCAACUCUUUCCCUGCAGGAGUCUAGCAAAGAGCCAUCAGAAAUGGCGUUGACCCAGAAGGCAGAUCCUGAAGCUGCCAUUCCUAGUUCAGUUACACCAGAGGGCUGCACUGCUACCAAGUUGGGACAGGAAUGUAGGACUGACCAGACCCUUGAGCCCCCAACCAAUGAGAACCCUGAGGCAGAGUCAUUGGUUGCUAGUAGUUUCACCAUCCCAUCAUCUGCAAGCCUGUUACAAACAAAAGUCAGUGACUCUGUGGCAAAGAAGAACAUCCUAGGCAGGGUCACCAGCUUACCGCCCCCGUCAGUUUCUAGGCCCUUGAUACAGCCUAGGGUGCUGGAACUGAAGAAAAGAUUUGAGGCAUCCUGAAAGAGCAUCCUGAAAACAAACUGGCUGUAUGUUUAAGAGAAAAUAACUUUGUGUUUGAGUCACAAUAAGCCCCUGAACUUGGAGGCCUUUCCAGCGGGAGCAGCAAUGAUAGAAGGGCUUCAUCUGUCCGGGCACAUCAAAACUAUUGCUAG
Candoia aspera is the source of this 2704-nucleotide messenger RNA. RefSeq names its product DENN domain containing 1C (gene DENND1C). Gene Ontology annotation, molecular function: phosphatidylinositol phosphate binding; guanyl-nucleotide exchange factor activity. The transcript has 23 exons. Gene Ontology annotation, cellular component: cytosol; intracellular membrane-bounded organelle. The coding region runs from base 138 to 2552 and encodes 804 amino acids. NCBI's taxonomy places the organism in Eukaryota, Metazoa, Chordata, Lepidosauria, Squamata, Candoiidae. Gene Ontology annotation, biological process: endocytosis; endocytic recycling. The record is from RefSeq and is a predicted model, not a curated record.